UUAAGAAAAGGCCGAGAAAGAAAUCGAGGGUUUGUCUCAUAAUGCAAGAAAGUUACAAGAAGAAGCUAGAAAUUCAAUUUAUACUAGGAAAAAUAAAAUAAAAGCUUUAGGAAUUGGAUUUCUUUGAGAAGCCAUGAAAGAGCAAGAAGUUAAAGCUUGCAAGGAACAGAAGACAUGCUUAGCUUAAUAAUUUUCUUUUCUUGUAUUAAUUUUAUUUUUCUUUUGAGAUAUAACUGAAAACCAUAGCGUCAAGUAACCAAAUAAGCGAAACCCUACCUUAGCGUGACGGUGUUCUUCUUCCCCAUUUUCUCACUUUUAGCCUUUUUAUUUGACCUGCAAAUGCAAUUAGCCUAUCUCACACAGCCAUUUUCACCAUGCUUGCUAAAGGAAGUUCUUGGAGAAGUUUUCUUCAACUAUUCUAUUAUAGAUACAGAAUUUGUUGCUCUAGCAAUGUUGCUCUUGGAUACGGUUCUGCAGGUGCUAUUGUAGCAGAUAAGAAGAUUGGUUUACAUGGGUAUUCAAUGGAUCAAAGAGGAUUGAAGAUGAUGAUGAUCACUACCAAUGGUGCAACAAGAAAUCUUGAUACCAACAUGGUGAAGGUAAAGGAUGAUAUGGGCAAAGCACCAGUACCACCAGUGGAUCCUCCAAGGGCUAACUAUGCUUCUUGUAUGGCUUGCAGGGCAAAAUGGAUGUUGGGCUCUAUGUUAUCUCUCAUUCUACCAUUCUGGAAGGAAAAAUGGGAGAAACUGAAGAUGAUAGAAGGUGAGGCAGAAAUUGUUGGGGAAGAGGUUGAAAGUGUAGCAGCUGUAGUACAAAAGGCUGCAACAAUGGCAGAAAACAUAUCAGCAGAGGUGGCAGAAAAACUUCCCGAAAAUGGAAAACUAAAAGAAACUGCUGUGUUAAUAGAGAGGGUUUCAAAAGCAACAGCUCAUGAUGCUCAGCUAACCAGAGAUUUCAUUCACAAGGUCGACAAGUUAAAGCACGACUUUGAAGACUUGGAAACAAUGGUUGAACCUGUAAUUGAAAAGCUUCUGCAACAAAAAUCAGAAGGGAAGUAAAAUUGAGAAAAUUUACUUUUCAAUGCACAUGCAGAUGCAAUAGCAAAUUACUCUCUUAACAAGCAGAACAAGGCUUUCCAUUUGUUUUCCUCUGCAAAACACACUAAUAUGAAUCUUUAUCAUUUGUAUGUGUAUUAAAUAAUUUGAAAAACUUACCUGAUUUUUGUUUUGACAA
This is a messenger RNA of Hevea brasiliensis (rubber tree), 1233 nucleotides long. RefSeq lists its product as uncharacterized. The transcript is spliced from 5 exons. Bases 375 to 1058 code for a protein of 227 amino acids. NCBI's taxonomy places the organism in Eukaryota, Viridiplantae, Streptophyta, Magnoliopsida, Malpighiales, Euphorbiaceae. The record is from RefSeq and is a predicted model, not a curated record.